This is a messenger RNA of Eubalaena glacialis (North Atlantic right whale), 828 nucleotides long. Its product is annotated as RAD52 motif-containing protein 1-like. Gene Ontology annotation, molecular function: RNA binding. Gene Ontology annotation, cellular component: nucleolus. Lineage: Eukaryota; Metazoa; Chordata; Mammalia; Artiodactyla; Balaenidae. The transcript is spliced from 7 exons. The record is from RefSeq and is a predicted model, not a curated record.
GAUGGUGGCGUUGGUACCUUUUGUGGUUCCCAUCGUGGGUGACAAAACCUUGCUGGUGUGGGAGCUGAGCUCUGGACCCACGGCCGAGGCCUUGCAACAUUCUCUGUUCACAGUCUUCUCCCAGUUUGGCCUUCUGUAUUCGGUCCGAGUCUUCCCAAAUGCAGCAGUGGCCGGUCCUGGGUUCUAUGCCAUCAUCAAGCUUUAUUUAGCAAGGGAUGCCCACAGAGCCCAAAAGGCAUGCGACCAGAAGCAGCUUUUUCAGACAUCUCCAGUGAAGGUUCGUCUCGGCACCAGACAUAAGGCGGUUCGACAUAAUACGCUUGCCCUAAACAGCUCCAGAUGCCAAGAAUUGGCAAAUUACUACUUUGGUUUCAAUGGGUGGUCAAAAAGGAUCAUCAGGCUUCAGGAUCUUUCUAACCUUGAAGAAAGGGAAAAUGAAGAUAUUGUGACACCACUUUAGAAACAAAACCUGAAGUUCUUCUGUGCUUUAGAGGUGGUGUUGCCCUCCCAUGAGUGCAGGAGUCCUGGAGUUGGCAUGGCUGAGGAACCUUUGGAUAAGUUGGAGGAAAGGUCAUUAUCAUUCCUUAUGAAAAGGAAGGUAACCCAGAAGCUUGCUAUUCAGAAGGCUAUGACAGAUGCAUUCCGGAAACUGCUGAUUGUGGUUUUAGAAAGUGGUAAAAUAGCUGUGGCAUAUAGACCCUGUGAAGAGGUCACAGAUGCUAGAACCGAAGAGGAACUACAGGAUUUAAUUCAAGAGGUGGGUCAAAAAGGAUCUUGCUAUGAUUCAUGAAUUAGAGUAUUCUGCAUACAAAUUGAAGGAGAAAAACC